AUGAAGAUUUCCAGUAUUGCCCACACUUUGGUCGCCGCUUGCGGCUUGGUUUCGGCCUACGGUUACGCCAACCAAACCGUAACCACUUUGACCCCCAGCAGCGGUGCUGUGAUUACGGAGACCACCGAGUACACCAGUAAGGGUUCCGAUUACACCUCUACGGUCACGCUAAUGACCACGAUCACGAUGAGUGGAGACAGUUCUGCUUCUGUCACAUCGGCACCUGCUUCGCAAGCCGCCACAAGCACCGAGAAUGGUUCUAACGAGAACAACAAGGGCGUCGGUGCUCUUUCUGCCGGCAGCGAGUCCACCACCUCUGAGGUCUGGUCCACCAUCACCUCCACACUGUACACUACCCAGAGCGUCACUCUAUCAAACAGCCAGGUGUCCACUUCCGUCAGUGCUUACGAAAAGCAAAUCGUUAUUGGAACAUCCAUGCCAUCGUGUACUCCUCAAACUGUCACCGUCACUCAGGAUAAGACCCAGUACGUUACUGUCACUGCUGGCGCUGUCUCUUCCUCUGGUGCUGUUUGGUCCCCAUCCUCCGCCACUUACGCCAACACUACCCUCAUCCAGUAA
Molecule: messenger RNA, 579 nt
Organism: Lachancea nothofagi CBS 11611
Lineage: Eukaryota; Fungi; Ascomycota; Saccharomycetes; Saccharomycetales; Saccharomycetaceae
Source: the annotation of a GenBank genome assembly